AUGAGUAACAAUAAUAAUUGUAAUUUUGGAAAAGAAAUUAUUAGAAUUACAAAUGCAACGGAAGAUAUUAGAAGAAAAGUUUUAUUUAAUUUAAAGAAAAUAAUACCAAAAGAUUUUCAUUCAAACCAUGGAACUAGAACAGUGAAGGAUGCACAAAAUUAUUUAUUUAAUCUUCAAGACCCAGAAAAACUUAUUGAUUCAAAAAUCAAAGAAACUCAUCCAAUAAAUCAUAAUCAUCCAUCAUUUAAAAAAAUAAUUGAUGUUAUUAAAACAUUAAAUGAUUUUAAAGAAAAAGUUUUAAUAAAACAAAAAGAAAAUGAUAAAGAUUUAUAUUGCAAUGAAAAUAAAAGUAAAGAGAAAAUAAAUUUGGGUGAAUAUAGAAAAAAUGAUUUUAGUUUAGAUUCAAAAUCCAUAACUAGUACAAACACAACCACUUGUUGUUCAUCAACAUCACCAAUAAUAACUGCAACAAUUACUGCAAUAUCACCAACAAUAUCAUCACCAAUAACACAAUCACCAUCACUACAAUCAUCAUCACCAUCAUUAAUAACAACUUCAUCAACAACAUCAACAUCAACAUCAACAACAACAACAAAAGUAAAAGAACAAAUUGAAUUUGAAAAUUUAAAUAAUAUGGAAAAAUAUUUGAAUCAAUUAUAUAAUGGUAUUAAUGAAAUGAUUGAUUAUUAUCAAGAGUAUAUGAAUCAAUUAGUAAAUUAUUCAAAAACCAAUAGAAUUCAAGAGUUUUUAAGAUUAUUAGAUAGUAAAGCCACAAUAAAUAGUGAGUUAUUUGAAUCAUCAGCAUUUUAUAGAAUUCCAAGAUCAAUUGCAUUACAUAUUUUAGAUAUGGAUGAAUUUGGUGAAAGGUCAAACAAAAGAGGUGAUGAACAAAAUCAUUAUGUUUCAAUUUUAAAAGAUAAUAAAAACAAUAAUUGUACAUGUUAUGCUAAUAAAACAAAUUGUUUAAAACAUCGAAGUGAUAUUGAAAGUGAUGAGGGAUUUUGGAAUUCUUGUAAGACAAUUUAUUUUAAGAAUAAUGGUUUUGCACAAUUAGAAUGUGGUAAAGAAAUGUUAAUUUAUCAACUAUAUAAACUAUUAAAUAUACCAAUGCCACCAACUGCUAUGAUUGUAAUUGAUCAAUUGACAUUACCAGAUUCAAAAAAGGGUCCAAAAAAGUACUUUAUUAAUGGUGAAAAUGAAUCUCCUUUCUAUAUUCAAGCAUCAUGGGGAAUUGAAGGAAAUCUAGUUAAUUAUAAUAUGUUUAAAAUUACUCAUCCAGAUUAUAAAAUUUUAAAUUUAAAUUCAUUCGCUAAACAAGUAUUUGGUUUAUUAUUAACUUGCCCAUCCGAUGGUAAAUCUGCAAAUUUUAUAAUUGUACAACAUGAUAGAUCACCUUCUUAUAAUUUAAUUUCAAUUGAUAAUGAUCAAGUUUUUGAAGAUUCAAUUCAAACUAUUAAAAAAUCAUCUUCAACAACAACAGUAAUUAAUAAUAAUAAUAAUAAUAAUAAUAAUAAUAAUAAUAAUAAUAAUAAUAAUAAUAAUAAUAAUAAUAAUAAUAAUAAUAAUAAUAAUAAUAAUAAUAAUAAUAAUAAUAAUAAUAAUAAUAAUAAUAAUAAUAAUAAUAAUAAUAAUAAUAAUAAUAAUUUAUCAAGAUUACAAGAAUUCAGAAUUCAUUUAAAAUCAUUACUAUUAACAUUACCAGAAAUGAAUUGUAAAUUUCCAGAAUUAUUACAAGAGUUUAUUAAAUAUAUAAAUCCUCAAUUUUUAAUUAUAGAUUGGUUAACAAAAUUAGAACAUUAUAAUGAAAAGUAUUUAAAUUUAAUUGAAGCAGUUCAAUUUAUAAGAUCAAAAUCAAAUUAUAGUAACUUUUCAUUAACAACAACCACUUCACCAACUUUACCAAUAAAUAAUGAAAUUAUAGCUUUAAAUUUUCAAGACUCAAAGGUACCAAUGAAAUUAAAUAAAAAUUUAGUUUCUAAAAUUCAAAUGAGAUUAGAAAUCAUACAGAAUUAUUUAAAAUCACAUCCAGAAUGUACAAUGUUUGAAGUUUUCUCAAAAGUUUACCCAAUUGCUUAUCAAUAUUAUAAUGAAAAAUUAAAAAUUCAUCAUAAUGAUCCAUUUGAAAUGAUUUCAUUAAUUUAUAAUAAAGAGCAUAAUGAUGGUGAUUUAAUUAAUGAAUCAUUUAUUAUUAGCAGUGGUAGUAGUAUUAAUGUUGGUAGUAGUAGUGAUAAUGGUAUUUCAUCAAUUGAUUCAGAAUUAUCAACAUCUUCAAUUUCAUCAAAUAGUUCAUCAUCAUUAUCAUCUUCAUCACAAUUAACAACUGAAUUUUUACCAAAUCAAUUAAUAAAUUUAUUAGAUAUUGAUAGAAAAACAAUUGGAGAGAAUGUUGUAGAAGAUAUAGUUUUUCAAUAUAAUAAUAAUAAAUCGAUUCAAUUAGAUAUAGUUUAUAAUAGAUUAACAAUUUUAAAUUCAAUAAGAGCAAAUAAUUUUAAAGAUUCAAAAUCAAUUAUUAAACUUUAUCAAAUUAUUAAAUCAAUUAACGAUAUGGAAUUUUUUGAAAAAUUUAAAAUAAUUUUUAAACAAUUUUCAAAUGAAAAUCCAAGUUUAAAAUUAGAUUGGUUAUAUUUAAUUGAAGAUUGGUUUCCAUCUGAAUGGAAUGAUAAUCAAAAGAAAUAUCCAACCAAUUCAAAUGAAAUGAAAGGUACAUUUUUUGGUAGAAAAUUAAUACCAAAAGAAAUUCAUUAUCAUUUAUUUACAAGAGAUGGUCAAUUUAUUAGACGUAAUAAAUAUGGUAGAAAAGAUGUUUCAUGGUAUCCAGAGAAAGAUCCAAUUUGGUAUUUUAAAAAGUAUCCAGAAAUACCAGGUUAUGAAUAUGCUGCAAUUGAAUUUAUGAAAGGAAUUGGUUUAAAAAAUACUGUACAAUCAGAGUUGGUAUUAUUCUAUGAUCCAAAUAUUGGAAAAUGUUAUCCAGUUUUAAUAUCAUUAGCUGUACCUGGUAAAUUAGUAAAAGAAUAUUGGAAUGAUGAUGAUAAUUUCAUGUUAUUAGAUCCACAUCAUACUGGUUUAUUAAUAAUUUCAUCAAUAUUGCUAUCGGUUGAAGAUGGUAAAGAAGAUAAUUUCAUUCUAUCACCAGAUGGAAAAUAUUUAACACCAAUUGAUAAUGAUCAUUGUUUUAUACCAUCAAGUAUUUGGGAAAAGAAUUUCAUUUCAGUACUACAUGAAAAGUUAAUGAUGAAAUCAAUACUUUUCUCUUUACCAAUAAUGAAUAGUUGGAUAGCAACAAGUGUUAAAAAACAAAUUACUUCAAUUGAUUUAAAUCAAUUCUUAAAAGAUUGGCUAGAGAAAUUGGUUAAACUCUCUAUUCUAUUUCAAGAAUUAUUACCAUCGAAUGAAAUUGAUCAACUUUAUAAUGAACAUGGUAGUAUUCUAAGAAUUCCAAUCUCAUUAGAAACUAUAAAAUCAAUUUAUUUAAAUCUUUAUAAUUUAUCACAUUUCUUUAGAAAUUCAAUGGUAAAUACAUAUUUUGAUCUUUUUAAAAGAUUAGAUCCUUUUGUUGCUACCAAAUAUCAAUCAUUAUUUUUAAUAAAUAAUAAUAGCAAUAUCAAUAAUAAUAAUCAAUAUAAAUGUUUAGAAGAUAGAUUUAAAUUCAUUACAAAUGGAUUAUUUAAUCAAACUACAAUUCCAAAUUCAAAAGAAUCAAUUAGAGAAACUGCAAUCAAUAGUAGACAAAUUGUUAAAAUUAUAAAUAUUCCAACUCAAGAUCUAAUUGGUGAAAGUGCAAAAAUUAAAACUGAUCCAUCAUUCGCUUUGGAUCAUUUGAAACAUUUAAUUCAAACUCAUAAAGAAAUUAAAAAGAAUAAUAAAACACUUUUAGGUAAUGGUGAAAUGAUAAAUCCUGAAAAUUUUAAAGGUCAAAAAAAGAGUAAACAAUUUGAAAUUCUUUCUGAAUCAUUUUCAAAAAAUGAUCAAUUUGCUGCCUAUGGUUUAUCACUUUCUGAUGGUUAUUUUGAUAGAUUAAAACAAACUUGUCACAUUCAAUUUUUAGAUUUAAGAAAUUGUGAGCUUUUAACAAAUAAAGCAAUUGAACAAAUUGUUAAAUUAUUACCAAAAUUAUUAUAUUUAAAUAUUACUGGUUGGAAAUCUUUAAAAAAUAUUUGUUUUUCACAUUGUCAAUAUUCAUUUGAUAUUACAAAGAAUUUAAAACAAAUUAAUCCAUUAGAUUUUUUCAAAUAUUACUCUGAAAAUCAAAUUAAAAUUCAAAAAACAUUAAUAGAAAGAUUAGUUAUUAAUGAUUGUCCAUCAUUAGAACUUGUUGAUUUAUAUUUUUCAACACCAUUUCUAAAGAAACUUGAUUUAAAUAGAAAUCAAAAACUUGAAAAGAUUAUUGGUUUAAAUUAUGAUAUUAUUAUAAAUUCAAAUAAUAAUAAUAAUAAUAAUAAUAAUAAUAAUAAUAAUAAUAAUAAUAAUAAUAAUAAUAAUCAAAAUAAUAAUAAUCAAAAUAAUAAUCAAAAUAAUAAUAAUAUUAUAAGUUUAGAAAAUCAAUAUUUAAUAACAACAAAGAAAUCUUUACAACAUCAAACAAUUAUUUCAAAAAGAUCAUUAAAUAUUAUUGUUAUUGGUGAUAAAGGUGUUGGUAAAUCAUCAAUAAUUGAUAGGUUAAAAGAAAUUGAAACAUUCCCAGAGAUAAUUUUUCAUGAAACAACCUUUAAUAUUGAAUUUUCAAAUCAAGUUGAAAGUGAAAUCUAUUCAAGAAUCAAUUGUUUUUGUUUUUAUAGAUUUUUCAUCUUUGUGGUUUAUGAUAGUCCUUCCUCUUUUAUUAAUUCUACCAAUUGGAUAAAAUCAUUUAAAAGCAAAAAGAAUUUCAACUCUAUCCCAAUGGCUUUAAUUGGUAAUAAAGAUGACCUAUACAAUGAAAGUGGUCAUAUAGAUUUUUGUAAUCAAUAUCAUUUAAUUAAUUUUCAAAAAUCAGCUAAAAAUAAUGUUUCCUUUUAUGAUUUAUUUAAUUGUUUCAUUAUUGGAAGUAGUAAAAAUUGCUCAAAUGAAAAUCAUCAUAUUUAA
Messenger RNA from Dictyostelium discoideum AX4, 5058 nucleotides. Its product is annotated as Rab GTPase domain-containing protein. The record is from RefSeq and is a predicted model, not a curated record. Lineage: Eukaryota; Evosea; Eumycetozoa; Dictyosteliales; Dictyosteliaceae. The transcript is spliced from 2 exons. Gene Ontology annotation, molecular function: GTPase activity; GTP binding. Bases 1 to 5058 code for a protein of 1685 amino acids.